AUGGCAGAUAACUCAGCAAGUUUUGCUAAAAUAGCGAGGUUGGUUGCCAAAUUUCAAAUCACUACUGGGGUUUUACUUUUCUUUUUUGGUAUUGCCGAUCGAAGUGCACGCUUUAAAACGGAAGUUGGACCUGGCAGCGUCUGCUACGGGAUUUGGAUCGGGAUAUGGGUAAGCAAGAUUUUACUAAAACAUUGAAAGAAAUACGUUUGUCACUGUUAAAGGUGCAAAUAAGUAUUAGAUGUGUAUAUAAAAAGACAUCAUGAUUUUAAAUAAAUAAAUGACACCAAUAACUGAAGGACCUGGUAAGCUUUUAAAAAAUCGGGUAGCAUAGAGUGUGCAAUUAAUAUUCCAUGUAUUACUCGGCAAUUUAAGUAAAUAUCAGUCCUCAGAAAAUGCCAUAUUUCGUAGUUGCAAAAGUCGUGUUCGAUGAGUCCGUACAUUCCUUAAAAAAUUUUCGAGUAUUAAUGUUUUAACAUUGCAAUAAGAAGAUUUGGUAUUGGAUGACAGGGUUGUUAUAUUCAUGCCAUACCAGUACCAGAUUUUUUUGUCACUAUAAUAUUCGGAAACAACAUUAUCAAUAUUAGCAUGAUGAGAGGACUUUUUUUUACCUCGUCGGAAGGACCUGAAAAGAUUGUUUUGAGCAACUAACAGUUUCUGAGUAACUGAAUAGAUACUGAAUCAUAUGGAACGCUAAAGAAUACUAUAGAUGAAAUUGACAUACGUUAAUAUGCAGUUUAAUGGAAAAGUUUUAGAAAAGUAAUAAAUUUGCAGAGGCAGUUGAGAGAUGUUCAGCCUCAAACGAGCGAAAUGAAGACCGUUGAUUCAAAAUUGAACUCACUCAAAAUUGAAACGCAAACAAUCUUACCAAUGUAAAAUUCCGUAUCUGGAAAAUAAUGAAUGCGGUAGAUUUAUCGACACUCUUCUCGAGCAAUUUCACAUCUUGUACGGUUACUAACUGUAAUACGAAAACUACUUUGGGACUGAAGCGGCUUCCUGAGGGCAAGUACACACGGACACGCCAGAAUAGCACAUAAACCAAUAACAGCAGACCCAGUGCAAAAUUAUAAGGUUUGAUGGAUCACAAUAGUUCACUCAAACUCUUUCUCUCUUUAUCUGCAUCAAGCGAAAAGAAAAAUCUGCAAGUGUUCUAGUCACUGGAGCGAUAAAUGAUAAUAAUUUUGAAAAAUAAUUUCCGUGACAGCAGGUAUUCGGCGGCGAAGAAGGCCCAUGCUAGCAAGGAAAAUGGGAUUGUUUUGCCUUAGGUCUCCGUUUCUUUUCUUACAGCUGUGCAUCACUGGACGUCUAGGAAUAAGUGGUAGUGAAAGAGAAAGGACUACUUGUCGAAAUGUGUUUGUAAGUCAAAGGCCCAAAAGGCCAAAGCUUAUUCCGGAUUUCUUAGCACGAAGCAUGCCUAGGAGUAUUGUUACGCGCCACCCUCCCUGGACGGGAUGCUAGUCCAUUACAGGAUUAACCCCCUCCCCCAGCACUAUGUCGCCGUACCCAUUGAUACACUUGGGUAAAGAGAGACAAAGUGGGGUAAAGUUCCCUGCUUUUAGGAAACAACUCGACGGGCGAGGCUUGAACCCCGGACCUUCCCAGAGUUCGAGAUGUUAAUCAAUUGGCCACACACGGGGAUCAGCUUGCCGUUUCAUAUUUUCUACAAGUGAACGUUACAAGUUCUAAAGAACGGAACACACACCUCUAAGGGUCCCCAGUAGGGUCCCCCUUCCCGUUAUCACGAUCCAAAUUUUCCCCCAAUAGCUAUUUUCGGAAUCAUUCCGAAAAUAUAUCCCAUGCAUAUUUUCAAUCUGGCAUCUCUCACACCCCUCAACCUUAGGAAUCAAUGGACCUGUUGUUAUCCAAAAAAACAUUAAGUACUUAAGUCGAGUAGCACUCUGAUUAGAGAAUUCACUAAGACUUACUGUAAACGGCCUCUAGCUUCCACAUACAUUAAAAAUGAAAGACGCGCCUUCCUAGCUUCUUUUUGGGGAUAUAUGAACGAGCAGCCUGUGCGAUCACUAAUGUCAUGUUUGUGUUACUGUAUUUUUCAGGCUGCUAUUUUUAUGGGUUUCUCUAUCACUUCUGCUUUGCUAGGGGGAUUAAUCAUUUUGAUCUACAGCUUCUGGAUUGACGUAAUUACCAGUUACAGAUCCAACAAUAGCAGUCACUAUGAUGCAAAGUUUGCUGUCGCCAUCAUCAUCCUCAUCCUUGGAAUUUGUUCGCUUAUUGCUGGAAUCUCGGCAGCAAUAAGUGUCUGUUUGAUGAAUCCCUGCAACUGCUGUGCACAGACGUGGGUAAAUACCCAUAAAAAAAUUAAACAGUCUAUCUCGCCUUCCUGCGUAGCUGGCGGUUUCUUUUGUGUGAAUUUCGUUCAUGGUUCGUACAUUAAGAGGAACAACACGCCCUAGGGGUGGGAGGGGGGAAGAGAAGUCGCCUUCUUCCAUCGCCCCCUCCGCCAUCAUUUUCUCGUUUGACCUUGGCGAAUAAGGUAGCUUGCGAAUACAGCCCAGCUCUCCUCGUUCCUCGCCGCUAGGAGCGUUUCGUUAGAGAAGAGAGACGACUGUCAUCGCAGGCUACGAAUAAGCUCCGCCCGUUUUUUGAGAACUCAAUUCUGAUCUCAUUGGUCAGAGGUUUUAUAUUAUCCUCUAUAUUUCCACUAAAUAUUUUUUGAGAGCCAAUAUGGCAUGCUCAGGACCGCCCUAAUGCCUCAAAACUGUUGUGAGAGGAAAUUAUUUAUUAUACGAAUAGAAAGUCUGGUGAAAGUUAGGUAAUACAAACCGAAACAGACGCGUACUUUGCACAAGAACAUUCCCCUGGCGUUGCUAAUAUUUUCACACAAGUACCCUUCCUUUGCACGAUUGAUAAGAAGCGUAACGCACCAACCAUUUUAAUUAUAAAAGGACCGCGCAGUUCUGAUCGCUUGAAGAAAUGAGUAAAGCAAAAGACAUCUCAAAAUUUGGCAGACUGCUAGUAAACUAGCCUGCGUCGUAGACGAAAUUAAACCCCGAUGAGUAACGUCAGCGAAGCAGCGCUGAAAUCCUUGUACUGGGUGCAACGGAUUCAAUGAAUUACCGGAAAUGCGUUUCGAAUUUCCUUUCAAUCUGCUAUUGACAAACCAAUCAAGGCGCGUACUCAAAUCUUGGUACAUACCUUGGGGCCCAGAACAAAUAUUUCGGCACUGUUUCACAGACUUAAAUCAGAGUUUCAGUUUCGCCUGGGGCGACGGCUGAUACUAUACUUCAUACAAUCACUGAUAGGUAGAUCAGCGGGUCUUCUGUAACAGCCUAGCGGAAGGACGAUACGUCACGACUCAGGUUUCUGGAGGUGUUCCCUUUGCAGUUCCAGUGGAAGAACACGACAAUAACACCGUAGCAGCGUGGUGUUACCAACAACCGAUGGUGCUAGCGCCUGUUUCUGGUGCUUCAGGGGGUCCGUAUGUGAUUGUUCAGGCUGCCUCGCCUGAAGGAUUGGCCACAGGUACAACCGCCCCAACAGCAGGUUCAACCGCCCCUCGUGCACGUCCCUCCAGCUAA
This is a messenger RNA of Porites lobata, 3533 nucleotides long. Lineage: Eukaryota; Metazoa; Cnidaria; Anthozoa; Scleractinia; Poritidae. The record is from the annotation of a GenBank genome assembly.